AUGAACACUCUGGACAACAUUAAGAGUGGUGUGGCCGUUGACUCCUUACUGAACUUUGAAACGCCGCCUUUUCUCACGUCCGCCGUCUGCUUUCCGUUUAUGUGGCAGGUGAAAUAUUACACUGCAGAGUCCUUCGAAGUUAGUCGCUAUAAGAAGGCGAUUAUUGACUACCAGCGAGCCAGCUGGAUGACCCUGGCAUCCCUGAGCAUCCUUAAUGUGAUCCAGAUGCUAAUCGUUACUCUGGGCCUCUUGACGGGCACUCUACUCUGCGCGCACGCUGUGGUCGCGGGGAAUCUCACGUUGGGCGACUUUGUCCUCUUCUGUACCUACAUGACGCAACUCUACCUGCCUCUCAACUUCUUCGGC
Molecule: messenger RNA, 366 nt
Organism: Dibothriocephalus latus
Lineage: Eukaryota; Metazoa; Platyhelminthes; Cestoda; Diphyllobothriidea; Diphyllobothriidae
Source: the annotation of a GenBank genome assembly